Sorex araneus (European shrew) is the source of this 2358-nucleotide messenger RNA. It is a transcript of the gene RALB, whose product is annotated as RAS like proto-oncogene B. Lineage: Eukaryota; Metazoa; Chordata; Mammalia; Eulipotyphla; Soricidae. The record is from RefSeq and is a predicted model, not a curated record. Bases 193 to 813 code for a protein of 206 amino acids. Gene Ontology annotation, molecular function: GTPase activity; GDP binding; GTP binding. The transcript has 5 exons. Gene Ontology annotation, cellular component: plasma membrane. Gene Ontology annotation, biological process: Ras protein signal transduction.
UCGGGCAGCUCGGUGACAAAUCGGCUGGGCACGGCCAGGGGUCGGGUCCUGGGAGGAGGCGGAGGAGAGGGUGGGGCAGGCUUGGGAGCGGCAGGACCCGGAGUGGACGGCCAAGGCGGCGCGGGACGGGUCCCUCCCGGCUUGCUAAGUGGGUCUGCUGUCCGCGUGGCACCCCCUCAGAAGACCAGCAGGAUGGCUGCCAACAAGAACAAGGGCCAGAGUUCCUUGGCGCUGCACAAAGUGAUCAUGGUUGGCAGCGGCGGGGUUGGCAAGUCGGCCCUGACGCUUCAGUUCAUGUAUGAUGAGUUUGUAGAAGACUAUGAACCUACCAAAGCUGACAGUUACAGGAAGAAAGUGGUUCUCGAUGGAGAAGAAGUUCAGAUUGACAUUCUGGACACAGCGGGGCAAGAGGACUACGCAGCCAUUCGCGACAACUACUUCCGGAGUGGGGAAGGGUUUCUCCUCGUCUUCUCGAUCACCGAACAUGAAUCAUUUACAGCAACUGCGGAAUUCAGGGAACAGAUCCUUCGUGUUAAGUCUGAAGAAGAUAAAAUCCCAUUGCUUGUCGUGGGAAACAAGUCUGACUUGGAGGAUCGGAGACAAGUGCCCAUCGAGGAGGCAAGGAGCAAAGCAGAGGACUGGGGUGUGCAGUAUGUGGAGACAUCGGCCAAGACGCGGGCCAACGUGGACAAGGUAUUCUUUGACCUCAUGAGAGAAAUCAGGGCAAAGAAGGUGUUGGAAAACAAAGACAAGAACGGCAAGAAAAGCAGCAAGAACAAGAAAAGUUUGAAAGAGCGAUGUUGCUUACUGUGAUGGCCCCCGUGGAGGGUGACAUCUGCGCCGCUAAGGACACGGGGAGGCCCCAGCCCAGACUGUGCACCCCACUCGCCCCCUCUCACUCAUGCCGCUUCCUCUUGUGCAGAAGAGAGCGGGGGCCCGUGGCGGGCUGCAGAAACCAGCCCUCGGCGGCUCUGCCUGGAGGUUUGGGGUUCCCUCCUGCCCGCCUGCCCUCCUUCCUUCCCUCCCAGGGUUGACCAGGUAUGUCGUGCUGUCGGGAGGAGGUAGUCAAGUGUGGGUCCGAGAGAGCGGGUCGCCACAGUGGCUUAUUCCCCCUCGUCUUACAGCACUGCCAUCUCUUGUUCUGAAAUUAAAAUGUCUUAUUUUGCUGGGGUAUUUUUUUUUUUUUGGAUAGGGAGGAAAUAAGAUUCUCCCAACCCUUAUCACACAUACUCAGAAAAAAAAAAAUUAAGUUCUAAUUCUAAAAAUUUUUUUUAAAAAAAGGGGGUGGGGGCUGGAGUGAUAGCAUAGCGGGUAGGGCGUUUGCCUUGCACGUGGCCGACCCGGGUUCAAAUCCCAGCAUCCCAUAUGGUCCCCUGAGCACCGCCAGGAGUAAUUCCUGAGUGCAGAGCCAGGAGUAACCCCUGUGCAUUGCCAGGUGUGACCCAAAAACCAAAAAAAAAAAAAAGGGGGUGCGGGUUAGUUCCUUGUCCAUACCCUGACGGCUCUGAAGCACAGCCGAAAAAAGAAAAGAAUUUGCAUUGGGUCCUACAAGUUUCCAAGAAGCUCCUAAAUUCUCAUGUGUGAAAAUUGUAAGUGGGUUUCACCAUAUUUAAAUAUUGGCGAUUUGCAUUCUGCCCUGGACAUCUUUUUCCUGUGGCAUCCUGGGUUUUGUGUCAGAGGCCUUUCUAGGGACUGCAGAGAAGACUUGAGCAGUAUGCUUUCCAACUGGCGCUGUGCAAACCAGGGAUUCUCCUGACCCUCUCCUCUCCCGCGGCACUGCAGGCUGCCCGAGCUGCUCUGUCGGCUCUCCUUUUCCUUGCAGGGCAAUGUGAGUUCUGCUGAUGAAUGUCGUGAGUUAACAUUGACUUCAAAGACCAUGAAGCCAGAGGCUGUGCCAGACACUCUGCUACCUCUUGUAGAAUUACUCAGUCAUCCUAACUGUAAAAUUAGAAGUGGGGAAAGAUCAGGGAAACUAUUGCUCUUUUACCUCUUGAGAAUCGGCUGCUAUUUCUAACGUAUUUUUUUUUCCUGAGACAGCCAAAUAAAAAAGUAUUUUUUAUGGAUGAGCUGUUGUAAAUCUUUCUUGUAUCAUUACUGGACAGUCAGCAAUCAGAACCUUUUUUUCAUGAAAGGAGCAAUAGUAUAAAAACCCAGUAUUCAGCAUAUUCCCCCCAUUUUUAAGAAGUGACAUUUCAUAUAUUGGUGCCAAAAGUGUAUUGGGGUGGGGAGAGUGGGAACUUUUCGAAUUCACGGUUAUUGCUGAAGUUGUACAAUUAUGAUUUGACUGGAAAUCAAUCUUGUAUUACCUCCCAAGGAAUCAUGGGCUUUUUUGAAUAAAAUAAAAGCAGACAAACGUGU